Triticum dicoccoides is the source of this 738-nucleotide messenger RNA. RefSeq lists its product as uncharacterized. The record is from RefSeq and is a predicted model, not a curated record. The coding region runs from base 128 to 358 and encodes 76 amino acids. The transcript has a single exon. NCBI's taxonomy places the organism in Eukaryota, Viridiplantae, Streptophyta, Magnoliopsida, Poales, Poaceae.
GGCCCUGCCAUGCCAUCCCGGCACCGGCCACUCAAAAUCCCCAGACUUUCCAAAGCCAAAAUCCCAACCUCCGUCCUCCGAUCCCCCUCUUCUUCCUCCUUCUCGCGGCCGAGGGGGUCGUCCAUCGAUGGCGACAAUGGGGGCGGGCGAAGCAGUGAAGAUGAUCUGCGGGACGAAGGUGGAGCGGGUGGUGGGCACGGGCAAGGCGCCCGGUGCUUGCCCGUCCUGCGGCGGCCCCGUGGUGGCCACCGACGUGGAGAGCGAGCGGCGCAUCCUCUGCCUCCCGCUGUGCCUCAAGAACAAGCGCAAGUACUCCUGCACCAGGUGCUUCCGCCGCCUCGUCACCGUCUACAGCUAGCCGGCCCCAAGCCGCUGGUGGUGGUGCCACCGAUCCAUCCAUCCUUCCAUCAACUAGCGAUGUACUACCAAGCAAAUCCAUUAAUCCGCUCGACUUCUUUGAUUCUUGUUGGCCGUGCUUACGGCUCUAGAGUAGCUUGCUAGCCUGGAUAAUGUAAUGUCAUGUUGAUCCUGUCUUAGUUCUUCUACAGUGUUUCUAGGGAGUACUCCUAGUAGCUAAAUCUAGCUAAUUUGGUGGCCGCGCAUCACGUGAAGCGCUGCAAAACUGGCACUCUGAUGUACCAGUAUCUUGCAGUAAGCUCUCUGUCAAUGGUGGCGGGGCACCUCCGCUUUAAUGCACCGGCCUGGCCAGUAUUGGAAAUUCGUAAUGCGCUUCCUUCA